AUGGUUGGAAAAAGUUCGAUUGCCGGUGAGCAGCAGAAGCAACUUAAAAACCAAGAGAUCGAUUCUUUUAAAAUACUUCGACUUAAGGUGUCUUCCGAUAGUACUGCAUAUCAUUGGAUGUACUUGAAGGAGCACAGUACUCGAGUUCAGCACGAAUCAAAACCUCAAAAAAGAACAUUGAUGGUCAUUGCUGUUCCUCCGUUUCUCAACCGAGCUUCUAUUCAAGAGUUGUUCGAACCCUUUGGAGUGGUGGAGAAAGUCUUUUUGCAAAAAGCUCCAAGUGCCACUGCUCCUGAGGUUCCGUCGUCAGCGAAUGAAGAAUUGAGCAGUGUGGAUGCUUCUUUAACAUUCUGUUUAAGUUUCCCUUUGCGGUUGAAAAGUAGGGAUUACUUUAAGGGAUAUCGAGUUGCCUAUGUGGUAUUUAAAGAAGAGAGCUCUGUGAAGGCUACGAUGGACCACAGUGAGAAGCAUUCCAUAGUGAUGAAGAAAUUGCCACCUAAUGGUGUAGAAAGUAAUGGUUUCGAUGAGCCGAAGGCGAGCAUAGCGAGCGCUGAGCGUAAACACCUUCUUUCAGAAUGGGCAACUCUGUAUCAUCUCGAUAUACCAGAUGUUCAGGAACUGCAGAGCGUCAUUAAAGCGACAAUCGAUGAGUACGAUGAAAAGAAGAAGUUGGAGAAGGAGGAGCGCAAAGCUAAGCGCGGAAUCCCGGACGAAGAGGGGUGGAUAACGGUUACCCGAGAAGGUGUUUCAGUUGAUUUUCGUAGUACUUUGUUAACAUUUGAAUACAGAUAA
Messenger RNA from Soboliphyme baturini, 792 nucleotides. NCBI's taxonomy places the organism in Eukaryota, Metazoa, Nematoda, Enoplea, Dioctophymatida, Soboliphymatidae. The record is from the annotation of a GenBank genome assembly.